UAGUUGCAGUCACAUUACAUAGAUUAACUUAGUUUUAGUUCAGUUUUCGAACUGCUCUGAACUACUGCUUCUCGUCUCCUUGCUCGCACAAUCAUGAUUUGAGUGGUGUAUUUAUUUAAUAAAAAAGACUUGUUAAAUACUUGAGCCAAAUUUAAUCACAGAUUGGCUAAAUUAAUCACAAGAGACAAUAAGUGAGUUAGGGCAGAAAGUGUAUUGCGAAAGAGAAGGGUUUAUUAUAGGCAGCACGAGUUAAUAUAAUUUCACUUUGGGAGAAACUUAUUGUGAGUCUCAAUUUAAUUUAUCAUGGACUGCGACCUAUUUCAUCAAGGGGCCUACGCACACCAUCACCACCAUCGUCAUCCCCACGCGCAAAAUAACAACAAUGAUGACGGGAGCACGCCCUCCUCGCCGGAAGAAGACGUCCAAGAAGUGGGAGGAGGAGUAGGCGUAGGUGGUGGUGGCAAUAGUUCAUCGUUAGUUGUUGUGGGGGGAGUCGCCAAACUUCCCUUCUCCAGAUUUACGGUGAACUCGAUCCUCGAAUUUGAGAGGCAAGAACGACCCGCACCGACGGAGGGGCAAGAAGGUGACCACGAGAACAAUGGGGGCAGCAGUGACCAAGGGAUGCUGGUCGUUUCGGAGUGCAACAACAACAAUGGGAACGGUGGCCGGAUCAGCAGCACGAGCAUGGUUGACUGUGAUAAAACGCCUUGUUUCAGUCAUUGCAGUGGCGGUGUGGAUAACGAUGGAGACGAUGAAACUGACGACAGCAAAUUCACGGAGGACGAUGAAGGAGAAUCAACCCCGUUGAUUACUCGUCUUGCUGAUGUUACUGGAGGACUCGUGACGGUCGGGGGACUUGGGAUUAAUCACCGUCUCCCACCUGCAGGACCACCGGAUCACUUGAUUCAUGGACCCAACAACAACUAUGUGACCACGAGCCACUUGAUCUCGUCCACGUCGGAUGCAAAGUGCACGUCGUCUCUGGGAUGUGGCGGUGGGGUUGGCGGGGUUGGCGGUCGUGGGAGGAGGAAUCGGACGCAAUUCACCCCCGCACAACUGGCAGCGUUGGAGAAGAUAUUCGAAAAGACACAUUAUCCAGACAGCUACUGCAGAGAGGAGUUGGCGAGAAAGGUCAAUCUGACGGAAGUUAGGGUGCAGGUUUGGUUUCAAAAUCGACGUGCCAAAUUUCGUCGGAAUGAGCGGUCUUUGAAAGGAUCCACGAGCCCAUUUCCGACUUCGGGUGGUGGGACAGGAAAUUCAGUCGGGACGAUUUCUUCUGGAGACCUUCACCCGUCCAUCGGUCGAGGUCGGCGUCCCCUCAGCCCGAUGGCCAUGUCCUUCAGCUUGGCUCAACGGAGGGGAGGAGGAGGAGGAGGCAACAAUACUGCGUCUCCCCAAUCAAUCAUGCACUCACAAUUUGCUCCUCCAAACGUGGUUGUACAAAACUCGGUGUUCCCACCACAUUCUUCGUCGGGUAUGAAUGACUACGGGGGACCCAUGAGUGUCGGCGGUGGAGGGGCGAUGGGUUAUCCUCCAGUGACAUCUUCGCCCACGGAAGACAGCUCAAAUCACUCCAACAAUUCAAACAACUCGAAUUCAAAUCCGAUCACGCCCAGCAGCAACAACGUGACCAACAACAACAACAACAAUUCGGCAGUCAACACAUUCUACACGCUGUACAGGAAUGCAGCCACGGCAGCAGCCAUGGUUCACGGGGGUCAUCCUUCUCACGGACCACACCAUCAUCAUCACCAACAUGGAGGAUAUCCACCCCCACCCACGGCUCAUCACCAUCAACAAAUUCUGAACCAUUCGUACCCAACUUAUUCAAAUUAUCAUCAUCAUGCUGCAAAUACUGGGGCGAUGUCGAUGCCGAUUUUUGAUCGGGAUUGGAUCUCCUCAUUCGGACAUGACAACUGAGGAUUGAUUGAUGACGAUGGCAACUUCUACCUUGACCUGUGACCUUGAUUUUCUAUAAAAAUGAUGUUAAUUAAUGAUGGAUACGAGAAUAGUUUAUCGUGUUACUAAAAUUGUUGUUAUACAUUUAAAUGCUAAAUAUGGCAGAAUUAGUAAUAGUUUGAGUAGUAAACAGUGUAGAAAACCCUUGCAAAUUUUAUUUUGCUACAAUGCACAAAACAAUCAAUAAUUAAUUUGUAUAAGAAUAAUUUACAAAAAAAAAGUUUAAAAUCGUAUGAAACAGUACAACAAUGUUCUCUUUAUGUUAUCUGUAGAUUAUGCAAUGUUGAUUUAAAGCCACUCUCAAUAGAUUUAGAUGGGAAGCCGUCAAUAUGAUGUUAUAAAUGCAAAAUAGCUAUUAAUAUGCAAUUCCAUAAGGGGUAAAAAAAACACUUGAUAAUCAUGAAAUCUGCCUAAAAAAUUGGUAAUUAUUAUUGACCCAGACGUUAAUGAAUAAAAUUCAAUAUUAAAAUUA
Folsomia candida is the source of this 2431-nucleotide messenger RNA. Its product is annotated as homeobox protein orthopedia. The record is from RefSeq and is a predicted model, not a curated record. Gene Ontology annotation, molecular function: DNA-binding transcription factor activity, RNA polymerase II-specific; RNA polymerase II transcription regulatory region sequence-specific DNA binding. Lineage: Eukaryota; Metazoa; Arthropoda; Collembola; Entomobryomorpha; Isotomidae. The transcript has 4 exons. Gene Ontology annotation, biological process: regulation of transcription by RNA polymerase II. The coding region runs from base 304 to 1920 and encodes 538 amino acids.